ACAUGGCGGCGAUGGGGAAGCGCUGUUUCCAGGGAGUUGUAGUUCGGUAGCCUGUCAAUGCGCCUUGGCGCCGACUAGAGAACAGCGAACUCCUGCCUCCCAGUAGCCUUUGCGACGGAAACGGGUUGCGCUCAGUCUCGUUGCAUUGUGGGCGCCGGCGGCGUGGAGGGAGUGAGAGGAGGCAGCGGAGGGGAGGAGAGCAGCUGUUGGGGGAAGAAGCCCCGAGUGGCACGGCGCGAUGACGGAACGGAAAGGUACGGCUAAAGUAGACUUCUUGAAGAAGAUCGAAAAGGAAAUCCAGCAGAAGUGGGAGAAUGAGAAGGCAUUUGAGAUUAAUGCAACAGAUGCUGCAAGCCACAAAAGCAAUGGCAAGUAUUUUGUCACCUUUCCAUAUCCAUACAUGAAUGGCCGGCUUCAUCUGGGACACACAUUUUCUUUAUCUAAAUGUGAGUUCGCAGUUGGGUACCAAAGGCUAAAGGGGAAAAGCUGUCUAUUCCCUUUCGGACUGCAUUGUACUGGCAUGCCUAUUAAGGCAUGUGCAGAUAAGUUGAAAAGAGAAAUGGAGCUUUAUGGCUGUCCACCAGAAUUCCCUGAUGAAGAGGAGGAGGAAGAGGAGGAGUCAAAGGGGGAAGAAGUUGUCAUCAAAGACAAGGCUAAAGGCAAAAAGAGUAAGGCUGCUGCCAAGACUGGCUCCUCCAAAUACCAGUGGGGAAUCAUGAAGUCUUUAGGCCUUUCCGAUGAUGAAAUAGUGAAGUUUUCAGAGGCUGAGCAUUGGCUUGAUUACUUCCCACCUCUAGCUAUUCAAGAUUUAAAGAGUAUGGGACUGAAGAUAGAUUGGAGGCGUUCCUUCAUCACCACUGAUGUUAACCCCUAUUAUGAUUCUUUUGUACGAUGGCAAUUUCUAACCCUGAGAGAAAGAAAUAAAAUUAAAUUUGGAAAACGAUACACCAUUUAUUCACCAAAAGAUGGACAGCCAUGCAUGGAUCAUGACAGGCAGACAGGGGAGGGUGUGGGACCUCAAGAAUACACUUUAAUAAAAAUGAAGGUGGUAGAACCUUACCCUGUGAAAUUAAGUGGCCUUAAAGGAAAGAAUAUCUUCUUGGUAGCUGCUACUCUACGACCAGAGACCAUGUUUGGGCAGACUAAUUGUUGGGUUCGCCCUGAUAUGAAGUAUAUUGGCUUUGAGACUGUGAAUGGCGAUAUUUUUAUUUGCACACAGAGAGCUGCCAGGAAUAUGUCCUAUCAAGGCUUCACAAAAACCAAUGGAGUAGUACCUGUUGUGAAGGAGCUCAUGGGAGAGGAGAUUCUUGGGGCUGCACUUUCUGCCCCUCUAACAUCCUACAAAGUCAUCUAUGCUCUUCCUAUGUUGACCAUUAAAGAAAAUAAAGGUACCGGAGUGGUGACAAGUGUCCCAUCUGAUGCUCCAGAUGACAUUGCAGCCUUGAGAGACUUAAAGAAAAAACAGGCAUUUCGGGCUAAGUAUGGCAUUAAAGAUGAAAUGGUCCUGCCAUUUGAACCAGUGCCCAUCAUUGAGAUCCCUGGCUAUGGCAGCCUUUCUGCUCCAUUGAUGUGUGACAAGCUGAAAAUCCAGAGUCAAAAUGACAGAGAGAAACUUGCUGAAGCCAAGGAGAGCAUUUACCUGAAAGGAUUUUAUGAGGGAAUAAUGUUGGUGGAAGGAUACAAAGGUCAGAAGGUUCUGGAUGUCAAGAAGCUUAUUCAGAAGAAAAUGGUAGACAAUGGUGAAGCAAUGAUCUACAUGGAGCCAGAGAAGCAAGUCUUAUCUCGAUCAGCAGAUGAGUGUGUGGUGGCUCUUUGUGACCAGUGGUACUUGGACUAUGGUGAAGAAAACUGGAAGCAGGAGGCUCAUGAAUGUCUGAAAACCCUGGAGACAUUUUGUGAAGAGACAAGAAGAAAUUUUGAAGCUACCCUAGGUUGGUUGCAGGAACAUGCCUGUUCGAGAACCUACGGAUUAGGUAGUCGUUUGCCUUGGGAUGAGCAGUGGUUGAUAGAAUCUCUCUCUGAUUCUACUAUCUACAUGGCCUUCUAUACAGUUGCUCAUCUCCUGCAGGAGGGUAAUCUCCAUGGACAAGGAGAGUCUCCAUUGGGAAUUAGGGCAAAUCAGAUGUCGAAAGAAGUUUGGGACUACAUCUUCUUUAAGACAGCUCCAUUCCCUGCAACAAAAAUCCCAAAGGAAACUUUGGAUAAGCUGAAGCAGGAAUUUGAAUUCUGGUAUCCUGUUGAUCUGCGUGCUUCUGGCAAGGAUCUGGUUCCAAACCACUUGUCAUAUUAUCUUUACAAUCACGUGGCCAUGUGGCCAGAUCAAAGAGAAAAAUGGCCUCUAGCUGUGAGAGCAAAUGGUCAUCUCCUCUUGAAUUCAGAGAAGAUGUCUAAAUCUACGGGCAACUUCCUUACUCUGACUCAAGCUGUUGAGAAGUUUUCUGCUGAUGGCAUGAGGCUGGCAUUGGCUGAUGCAGGUGAUACUGUUGAAGAUGCAAACUUUGUGGAAGCCAUGGCAGAUGCUGGCAUCCUCCGCCUGUACACCUGGGUGGAGUGGGUGAAGGAAAUGCUUGCUAACUGGGACAGUUUAAGAAGUGGGCCUGCCACCACCUUCAAUGACAGAGUCUUUGUCAGUGAAAUGAAUGCAGGCAUAAUGAAAACAGAUCAAAACUAUGAGAAGAUGAUGUUUAAGGAAGCUCUGAAAACUGGCUUCUUUGAAUUUCAGGCGGCAAAAGACAAGUACCGUGAACUAGCUAUAGAAGGAAUGCACCGGGAUUUGGUGCUCCAGUUUAUCGAAACUCAGACGCUCCACUUAGCUCCAGUCUGCCCUCAUGUGUGUGAACACAUUUGGGCGCUGUUGGGCAAGACAGACUCCAUCAUGAAAGCUUCCUGGCCAGUGCCUGGCCCUGUGGAUGAAGUAUUGAUUCGCUCUUCUCAGUACCUCAUGGAGGUAGCCCAUGAUAUCCGCCUGCGCCUCAAAAGUUACAUGGCACCAGCUAAAGGCAAGAAGGGCAAUAAAGAAGCACCCAAGAAGCCAUCCCACUGCACCAUUUAUGUGGCAAAGAACUAUCCACCAUGGCAGCACACCACACUGUCAGUUCUGCGCAAGCAUUAUCAGACUAAUGGAGGACAGCUGCCAGACAAUAAAAUAAUUGCCAGUGAACUCAACUCCUUACCGGAACUGAAGAAAUACCUGAAAAGGGUUAUGCCAUUUGUUGCUAUGAUUAAGGAAAAUCUAGAGAAGAAAGGCCCACGUGUCCUUGAUCUGGAACUGGAGUUUGAUGAACGAGCUGUGCUCAUGGAGAAUAUAGUUUAUCUGACAAAUUCCUUGGAGCUGGAACACAUAGAACUGAAAUUUGCUUCUGAAGGUGAAGAGAAAAUUAAAGAGGAUUGCUGUCCUGGAAAACCAUUUUGCACAUUCAGAGUAGAACCUGGUGUGUCUGUAUUUCUGGUAAAUCCUCAGCCAGCAAAUGGCCACUUCUCUACAAAAAUUGAGAUCAGACAAGGUGAUGGUCGAGAUGCAAUAAUCAGACGCUUGAUGAAGAUGGAUAGAGGAAUCAAAGAUCUUUCCAAAGUGAAAUUAAUGCGGUUUGAUGACCCUCUCCUGGGCCCUCGUCGUGUUCCUUUGCUUGGAAAAGAAGAUGCUGAGAAGUCCCCCAUCUUAGAUCAAGCUGUCUUUCACAUAGACCUAGCUGAAAAGCGGGUUCACCUCACUGAAAAUGGGUUAAUGAGCGAUAUUGGGGAUACGCUAGUCUAUAUAGUUAAUUAGAUUUUAGAUAAAGCUUGAUUAAUCACCAAUGAGUCUUUCAAUAACAUGAAUAGCUUUAAAAUUUCCUAGUGGACCACAGCAAUUUAAAUUUCUGAGAGAAAACACUGCAUCAUCUUGUACGUAGGUUACACUCUUUUAAAAUCUGGCUAUAAUAAAUAUAUUUUCCAUCC
Molecule: messenger RNA, 3936 nt
Organism: Hemicordylus capensis (graceful crag lizard)
Lineage: Eukaryota; Metazoa; Chordata; Lepidosauria; Squamata; Cordylidae
Gene: LARS1
Product: leucyl-tRNA synthetase 1
Exons: 32
Coding region: 239-3766 (1175 amino acids)
Biological process (GO): leucyl-tRNA aminoacylation
Molecular function (GO): ATP binding; leucine-tRNA ligase activity; aminoacyl-tRNA deacylase activity
Source: RefSeq, a predicted model, not a curated record